AUGCGGCGAGAACUGUUUAACCGAAUAGUGGAACAUGUUGUGUCUGUCAAUUCUUAUUUUGUCCAAAAGCCAGAUGCUUGUGGGGUUCUUGGAUUAAACCUUCAUCAGAAAGUAACAACAGCAGUCCGUAUGUUAGCUUAUGGAUGUGCUGCAGAUGCAAUAGAUGAGUACUUACGCAUUGGAGAAACCACUAUUUUGGAAGCUACUCAUAGGUUCUAUAAAACGAUUGUCCAUGUGUAUGGGGCCGAAUAUUUGCGUGAACCAACUGCGGGUGAUAUUGAACUGUUGCUUAAGCAAAACAGAGACCGGGGAUUUCCAGGGAUGUUGGGAAGUCUUCAGUACAUGCAUUGGAAAUGGGAUAAAUGUUUGUCGGCUAAAUCAGGGGCUUACACUACAUAUAAAGGAAGCGAAAGUAUUGUGUUGGAGGCAGUGAUGUCCUAUGAUCUCUUGUUUUGGCAUGCAUUUUUUGGUAUGCUUAUCUCUAAUAAUAAUAUUAAUGUGAUGAACCGUUCGAAUGUUUUUCGGAGUCUUAUCAACGGGAAAGCACCACCAAUGAACUUUGUGGUUAAUAGACAUUCAUAUGACAUGGGUUAUUAUCUUGGUGAUGGCAUAUGCCAAAAGAUUGGUACAAUUGUAAUGAGCAUAAAAUAUGCAGAUUCUUAA
Messenger RNA from Papaver somniferum (opium poppy), 663 nucleotides. RefSeq lists its product as uncharacterized. The transcript has a single exon. NCBI's taxonomy places the organism in Eukaryota, Viridiplantae, Streptophyta, Magnoliopsida, Ranunculales, Papaveraceae. The record is from RefSeq and is a predicted model, not a curated record. Bases 1 to 663 code for a protein of 220 amino acids.